Messenger RNA from Patiria miniata (bat star), 2855 nucleotides. RefSeq lists its product as uncharacterized. Bases 1732 to 2832 code for a protein of 366 amino acids. The record is from RefSeq and is a predicted model, not a curated record. The transcript has 4 exons. NCBI's taxonomy places the organism in Eukaryota, Metazoa, Echinodermata, Asteroidea, Valvatida, Asterinidae. Gene Ontology annotation, molecular function: protein binding.
AAAAGACUAUGCUGCUCCUGACUGAAUGUACAACAUCAGUGGGACCACUUCUGCACUCAGAAAUUACUUGUAAAAUUACCAUCAUGAUGUUAAUGAUUUCGUAUUAUUGUAGGGGGGCAGGUGCGCCCACUUUGUUUCUGGCCAGGUGCGCCCAUUUUGUAUAUUGAGCCAGGUGCGCCCAUUUUGUAUAUUGGGCCAGGUGCGCCCAUUUGGUAUAUGGGGCCAGGUGCGCCCAUUUGGUAUAUGGGGCCAGGUGCGCCCAUUUUGUAUACAUGUUUGGGGCCAGGUGCGCCCACUUAAUUUUUAUGACAAUGUGAGACCGGUAUGCCAAGAAAACAAUUCGGUAUCCGGCAAAAAUGAAUAAAAACGUUCUUUGGCUGUGGCCAACAUUCACAUAAUAUCUGGUGUCAGGUUGUGUUUCCUUGUGAGUCUGAGUAUAAUGUACACGUAAAUUACGUCAACGUCGCUUGAUCAAGCGACGUACGCACAGUUUAGCGAUGUCGCUAGAUCUACAUGUAGCUUUGGUCCUCGACCUGCUACUAGGGUAGUCGAAAUUAAGCAAUUAAUAGGCCUACCCCCUCUGGGUUUGGGCGAUCGAUCUAUGGCAAACGCGUGUACUAAGUUAUGGGCGAUAUGGCUGUGUAGGAUCUUUGGUUGUGUGUGCUGCCAUGCUGCAUCGGAAAUGUCAUCACCAUAAGCUAGGCCUAGGCCCUAGCUAAGACCUACUUAGCGAUCAUGUCGAUUAUAAUGUGACUCACUGACAAUGAAAGUUUUCGAAGUCGGGGUAGCCUAGGUACAAUGUAAAAUUGACAUGCCCAUUUGCCGCAGAUAUGGCUCCAUUUUACAUAUAUCCCUGACCAUGUCGACCCUCCAUUAUCUGCGCACAUAGGCCUAAGGCAAAGUAAAAAAAAAAUUUGGAAAUUUAUUGCAUCACGGAUGUUCUUAUGAAUUACCGUAACUCCUGAAAAUUGAAAAGCCCCUGAUGUCAGUAUUCAUUGGUAAUUUCUGGUUUUCGAUCGUCCCUCUGUCGUGGGUCACUGCUCAUGAAUUAUGCAUUUUAUUUGACCUACAUGUGAACAUAUGCGCACAACUGAAUCGCUUUACACAGUGACUGAAACGUGAAGGCCUCAAUCCUGUCAUCGAUCCUCAAUCCUGACCUCGUGCGCAGGGGACAAUUUUUUUUUGCAAUGUUUUUUUACAAUUUUUUUUUUACUCAAAAUAAUGACUUGGACCAGAAAGUAAUACGUUUAUGAUAAUUUCAGAGACUUUUCAGAAGACAAAUACAUGUAGGACAAAUUGAAAGAAAACUGAAAAAUUUGUUUGCCGUUUGGAUCAAUUGGCCGAUUUCGCUUCAGUACUGCCUAUUUAUGUGCAUAUAAUUAUGUACAUCGAUUUGAAUUUAUUAGAAAACUAGUUUAUUGUUACUUGUUAGUUGUGACCAGAGUUUGUAGUACUGCACAUCAUCAUCAUUUUAUUUCCUCUGAGUCUGAUGAUGAUAUGCGUUUUGCCGUUGCUUCAUUCUCAAAAUUUGCAGAACCACGCUCAUUUCUGAUGAAUUUGAACAUCAAUGAUUUUUUUAUUGCCAAAUGACAUGUUGUGCAUAUUGCAAGCAAAAAUACAACAUGGAGCAUGUUUGUUUGUGCAAUCUUUUGGUAUUUUCUUUAAUGUAGUACUUUGCUUUGUCAGAGAAAAUGAAUUGCAGAAAAACAAGAAGAAUAUCGCCUCAACAACAUGCUGAGAAAUGGUGUAAUAAUGGCAGUGAUCAAUCUUGAAGGCUUCGAGAGGAGGUACAUCAAUGACUGUGUUGGUUAUGGUCUUUUUACCACUAAGCAUUUCAGCAAGGGGGACUUCCUGCUGGAGUAUAGAGGGAAAUUGCGCAAGGGAAAUUGCAACAACGACAACGAUUACACUUUCUUUUUCAACCACCAGGGUGUUGAGUACAGCAUUGAUAAUGCAAUGAAUCCCAAUUCAUGUAUGGCACGGUGGAUCAACGAUGCGAAAGACACACCCAACUGUGUGAUGAAGAAACUAGUUUUCGAAAGCUGUGAUGAACCACACCUGUGUCUGUUUGCCUUGUUCGAUUUGGAAGUUGGCUCAGAGCUGCGAUACAAUUAUGGCAUAGACAAUCUACCCUGGCGACAGACCAAAUGGAAGCAAGAUCACAGCGACAAUGAUUGUCCAUGCCAGUUGUAUUCACCAUCGUUUCAUGAUGAGCCACAGCAAUCACACAUCAAUGCUGGUCAUGCAGCACAAAUGCCUUCCAAGUUGUCUAUAGCUGAGCCACACCAAUCACACAUAGUUAGUGGUGGUCCACAUUGUCUUAAGAAAGAUGUCCAGGCAGCAGACCAAAUGCCUUCCAAGUCUCUUGAUGAGCCGCAGCAAUCACACAUAGUUGGUGGCCCUCAUUGUCUUGAUAAAGAUGUCCAGUCAGCAGACCAAACACCUUUGAAGUCCUCUCUUGAUGAAUCACAGAAAUCACACAUAAUUGUUCGAAAGCAUGCUCCAUCAUAUCCUGUAGAGGAUAGUCUUGACUCACCUGAUGAAUAUCCCUCAGAUGAAGACGAUCCUGAUUUCAUUCCAGAUUCAAAUUCGUCAGAUGAAGACAUUGUUCCAGAAUCAUCAGAUGAAAUAUCUUUGAGGUCACCAAGCCCGGUAAUACCGAUUCCAUCAAGGGAGUCUUCCAAUCAUCCAGUUUCUUCUGAUGAGACUGUCUCCAGCACAAGUGAAAUUGAAGUCAUGACAACUUCAAACUCUGAAGGAAGCGCCACUGGGACAAACCACAGUACUGCCCAUUUUGUCUUCAGCAAUAGAAGAAACUACCACGCCAUUUGACUACACCGAUGCAUAAAGAUGAA